Messenger RNA from Hyaena hyaena (striped hyena), 2394 nucleotides. It is a transcript of the gene GPR157, whose product is annotated as G protein-coupled receptor 157. Lineage: Eukaryota; Metazoa; Chordata; Mammalia; Carnivora; Hyaenidae. Gene Ontology annotation, cellular component: plasma membrane. Gene Ontology annotation, biological process: adenylate cyclase-activating G protein-coupled receptor signaling pathway; cell surface receptor signaling pathway. The coding region runs from base 122 to 1129 and encodes 335 amino acids. Gene Ontology annotation, molecular function: G protein-coupled receptor activity. The record is from RefSeq and is a predicted model, not a curated record. The transcript is spliced from 4 exons.
GGGGGAGGGGCCGGGCCCCGAGCUGUGGGCGCGUCGGUGCCCAGACGGCGGCGGCGCCCGCACGGGCGGCCCGGCCUCUGUCCCCGCGGCGCCGCGGCCGCCGCCCCCUGCCCGCCCGGCCAUGCCGACCCCCGCGCCGCCCACCGAGCUGCUGCCGUCGGAGCGCGCCGUGGUGCUGCUGUCGUGCGCGCUCUCCGCGCUGGGCUCCGGCCUGCUGGUGGCCACGCACGCCCUGUGGCCCGACCUGCGCAGCCGGGCACGGCGCCUGCUGCUCUUUCUGUCGCUGGCUGACCUGCUCUCGGCCGCCUCCUACUUCUACGGGGUGCUGCAGGACUUCGCGGGCCCGUCGUGGGACUGCGUGCUGCAGGGCGCGCUCUCCACCUUCGCCAACACCAGCUCCUUCUUCUGGACCGUGGCCAUCGCCCUCUACCUGUACCUGAGCAUCGUCCACGCGGCGCGCGAGUCUCGAACCGGCCGCCUCCUCUGGGCCUUCCACGUGGUCAGCUGGGGGGUCCCGCUGGCCAUCACCGCGGCAGCUGUCGCUCUAAAGAAGAUCGGCUAUGACGCCUCGGACGUGUCGGUCGGCUGGUGCUGGAUCGACCUGGAGGCGGAGGACCGCGUCCUGUGGAUGCUGCUGACGGGGAAGCUGUGGGAGAUGCUGGCCUACGUCACGCUGCCUGUGCUCUACCUCCUCAUCCGGAAGCACAUAAACCGGGCGCACGAGGCGCUGUCGGAGUACCGGCCCAUCGUCACCGAGGAGCACCGGCUUGGGCGCCACGCCUCCGCGGCCGAUAAGAAGCUCAUCCUCAUCCCGCUCAUCUUCAUUUGCCUCCGGGUCUGGAGCACCGUGCGAUUCGUCCUGACCCUCUGCGGCUCCCCGGCGGUGCGCUCGCCGGUGCUCGUCGUUCUGCACGGCAUCGGAAACACGUUUCAGGGCGGCGCCAACUGCAUCAUGUUCGUGCUCUGCACUCGCGCCGUCCGAACCCGGCUCUUCUCCUGCUGCUGCCGCUGCUGCCCUUCGCCGCCUCCCGCCCGGAGCCCGGCCGGCCCUCCCAAGGCUCCUGCGCCCUCAGCGGCGGGAGAAUCUCAGGGACGCAGACUCACCCCAGAUGCACCUCCCAUCACCUGAGCUGUUCCCUGCCCGCUUCCGGGCACAGGUGAUGUCCACCCGGGGACGGGAGGUUCCGGAGUCCCCGCCGCAGGGCGUGGGGGUGGGUGUCUGCUGAAGUGUUGACUUUCUGCUUUUGAAGCUCUUGACGCCCGCCCGCUGGGGGAGCAGCCAGCAAACAGCUUCCUCUACCUCCUAGACCCCCAGGGGUUUAUCCGCACCCACGCGUGUCCUGCUGCACUCGCUCGGAGGGGUGCUCGUCUGCAGGAGGGGUGGCGGUGAGAUUCAGGGAAACCGGUGGUGCGCAGUCACUGUUAGGCUGCCCUGCGGUCGGGGGGUCAUCAGCCCCGGGGCCACACAGCACUGUUUACAGUUCGGGGGACCACGCCUGUGGGGAGAGCGCAGUGAGAUGUGGAUACCAUGCACCCAUCCUAAAUAAAGUGUCCGGGGGUGCCAGAGAUGCGCCCCCCUCUUAGAUGUCUUUUGGUUUGUCGGGGGAGGGGGCAGUGAGAUUUCCGAGAGAGGCUAGUUUUUCGCAGAGAGCUUUGCUGGUCAACGAAAGAGCCCUUCAACCAGGUCGGAGGUUUCCCAGUGAGGUUUACACUGUGAGACCAACGGCCCCGGGCAGCCGGGCUCCUUGGGACGCCCCAAAAUCUCUCUGUGGGCGGCCAAGCCUUGAUGCAGGUUGUGUUUGAAUUUCAAGCACAGGCCAAGCCCAGACUCCUCCCUCCACCGGUCACUUAAAAUGCAGGUUCCCUCGUCCAGCGCGAGAGCUAGGACAGGGGCAGGAAGAGUCCAUGGCAGAGACCCCCUGUGGGUGCCGCUGCCCCCUCGGGUCUGCCCUCGUGAGCACUGAGACGGGGAGGGGCCGGCUUAUGCGCUUCCUGCUCUGUUGUGUUUUUUUUUUUCUUUUUUUUUUAAUAGGAAAGGUGACCGGAGAGUUGGUGAAUGAUCCAAAUACAGAUUCCUCCCUGAAGGGGAAGGUUUGGGGAAUUGGUUGGGAAAAGAGAAAAGGAUUUGAAAUGAGCAUCUGCGGUCUCUGUAUUCAUGGCUCUUCCAGGAACGAUUUCCUCUUAUUUCAGAAAACAAUUUCUCUGUUAAGUCACAGAAGUCACAGAAGCCACAGAAGCCAGGCAGUGAUGCAAGUGUCAGUGUAGUGUCACUGCCUUGGGGAGGGAGCAUGCCCACACCUGUCCUUCCCUUGGGUUCCAUCAGAACUCUGCAAAACCAAAAUGGUCUUCUGAGCCUGAAAAAUGGUUCUGGAUUAAAACCAAAGCCUCAUCAUA